CAGGUCAAGGCCAAUCAACGAGAUUGACUGUUUCCAACAACAACUUCCUUGCAAUGGCUCAAGCCUAUCCUUUUGUUUUUCUCUCUCUUGCAUCCUGAAUCGUUACUAUAUCAUACUCACCAUACCCAGUCCUAUCUGCAGGGGCCCACCUUGAAACUAUGUUAUAUUGACCAGGUUCCUUUGACCACGCAUCUGCCGAUUUCACUCUGAGGGACGGUCACCACCUCUACCUACUCCGUACCCUCCCGUCUUAUCUACGAGCGAGUUAUCUCUCAACCUCAUGUGUCUCGCCUGAACAGGAAGCUUGGAUAACAUUCGUCGCACCCCUGUCCGCGGCCUGCGCUGCCCCGAACCGAACCACACGUUUUGGGUGCCCCUCAAUGAAUUUAUAUCCCCGAGUCCGCACCAGCCUCUCAAACCCCAACGAAAGCUGAGGUCCCAUAUUGUUUGCAAAUGAAGUUUGGCGAAACCCUCUAUCAGAGGUCUGUACCGAAAUGGGCCGCCUACAAUGUCAAAUACAACGAGCUGAAGCACCUAAUCAAAACCCGGACGUCCGCAGGCGUUGCAGUUCCAGUCGGCAUUCCUGUACAAGGCAAGAGCAAGUGGGAAGAGCUAGAGAACGAGCUGGUCAGACUGCUGGAAGCUGAAUAUGAUAAUGUAACGCUCUUCCUCCGUAGCAAGCAGGGCGAAAUCGAGCGGCGUCUUGCGCACCUCGAAAAGCAGAUCAAGUUGGCGCAGCGCGCCGUGCAAGACAAUGCCUUGGACAAGCCUAUCAUGCAAGCUCGCAAGUACCGACAGCUCAUGCGAGAUCUUGAGGAAAUUGGAGACGAAGUCCUCAACCUGUCUCGAUUCGCGGCGGUUCAGAAGACUGCUUUUCGCAAGAUCCUCAAAAAGUACCGGAAAUGGACUGGCUCGACGGUGUUACAGACGCGAUUGGAUGUCGAGGUCUUUUCUUCCAAGAAACUGCAAACAGACUUUUCGGAUUACCUCCAGCAAUUAUCGGAGGAGAAAGCAAUUCUCACCGAGGAACUUGCUGGCCCUAUGCUUACAGGUCGACCUCGAGAACCCUCGCCUGCUUCAGAACGACAGCAGAAACGGACCUCAGCGUCCGCCAAGAGAUCGCCCAUCACCAAGCUCAACGAGUCCAUCUUGCGCGGACCGUUAGCUUUCGAUGCUGCCCUGAUGACCGUUCCAUAUGGUGAAGCCGCCGGUAGUGCUGUCUACUGGAUUCAUCAGGAUAAUCUCGACGCCGCUCGGGCCUUGCUGCUUAGGCACAUGCGCGAUAGCUCCAUCCCUUCAACGCCGCCGAGGAAUAAUUCCUUGGACUCGAUCGGUGCCAGGAUCAAGUCUGCUGCUUCCUCGAAUUCCCGUGCCCUUCUCACUCAUAUGCUUGUCUUCGACAAUGCCCAAAGAUACGUUAAAGACCACAGCACCUCACGGCCCUCGCGGAUAGCGUUGAGUGGUCACUGGAGCUCUGAUCCAGAAGCCGUUGUCACACUCGCCGGAUUGGCUCCAACAUCUUCAGACAGUACCAUGCUUACUCUCAACCGCAAAGAUUUAGCCCUUGCUCUUCAACGCGAUACACCAGUUUCCAAUACAUCCGAAAAUGUCAUCGCUAUCCAGAGAUACUUAAGAGAACAUCGAGAUAUCAAGCCGCUAGCUGAGACAUGCUUCACCCGCAACCGAUAUGUUGGUCUCACGAAUACUGCCGAUGUUGGGAACUGGGCCACGCUUGACAGCGGCAUCACCGUCACUACUGUGGACAUGGCCCAGGUUGGUGUAUCUCAGCCUCACUCCCAAGCUGGUGACGUGUUUCCUUACUCCGUCCUCCACAUCCGAUGGGAGUUUGCUCGGACACCUGCUGUGGUCAGGGCGUUCGACGAGUCCCACUUGGUGGAGCGCGUUCAUGAAUUCUCACUUGAAGAUAUGGCCAUUCACACUGCUCAGAAAGACCUGCCGGUGCCAUCGUGGCAGUCUCUGCUCGAGAAAGACAUCAGAAAGGUGCCACUAGUCCCUUACAUGUCCAGAGGAGGCACAGCAAGUCGGACGCGGCUCAAUCCUACCGACGUGGCUGGUAGUUCCUCCGGGCCAUCAUCGAGUGACGGACCGCAAGGUAGCAUCUUCUCCGCGGGCACGGUUGGCAACACUUCUGUCACUUCAGAGAGUGCUGGGCCUAGCUCUGCUGGCCCUUCCAAAAUCUCGGCGACGCCCAGUAAGACCCGCCGGAAGAAGCGGGCUCGCAUUAAGCUGCCCGAACGUUCACCAUCUCCUGUCAGGUACUGGAACGAGUUUGAUGAUGGCGAUUCGGACGUUAACCCAGAGCAAGGUUAUGUCAUCUAUGUUGAUCCUGACGAGUCUGCGUUUCCCGGUGCGGAAAGCAUUGGUAAGGCUUUUGGUGCCAUCUACGACAGCUUCAGCAAAGGCAAAAGCAGGAUCGUAUCUUGGCUCCCGCUUGUUUCGUCUAAGGGUCAGGGCACUACCGGAGAACGCGCGCCUUUACUGGGUAGCGAGAAUAGUGCAGAUGAAGAUCCUGACACGUCAAGCUCCGAGACUGAUGAAUUGGUUGUGCCACAUUCACAGCGGACACCUACUAGCCGACGUAGAUCUCGUCGUUCAGGACCGCCCGGCUCCGUCUAUCGCCGUCAUCAGAUACUGACUCCGCGUCAAAAAGCUUUGGAGCGAACACUGUUUUCUUUCUACACUGGUCUGAUUGCCGUGUGUUACGUCCUCCUUUUCUUGUCAGGCAUACUCCUCGCGACGGGGCGUCGAAAAGCCUACUUCGAGGUUGACGCUGGUGUCCUGGGUGGAGUGGUAUCUGCAGAGAGCUGUGCGGUUGCUGCCAUGAUCUUGAUCAUGAUGAGGAAACAAAAGCUCAGUGUCGUUCAUUGGGGACUUGUUGCCGUUUUGGUGGCAAGUGCGGUCGUUGUCGGUGUAGCAUUGUUGGCGUUGAUGUUUGCAGCUGGACGACCUGGAAGUGAUAAUAAAGGCUCUGCUGGGGCUGGCAACGCUUGAAUAUGAUCGACGACUUACUGACAUGGAGGGAUAAAGAGGCUGACUUGACUUCAGUAUGUAUGGAAGUCAUUGCAAUCACUUACGCUCGGGCGGAUGGGUCUUUCUACUGUACGAGCGGCAUAUUAUGAGGAGCUUUGGAUACAUUGCAUGCUCCAGGAGGAAUACUCGGCACUGUCUUGUACAGUCCUUCCGUCGUUUUCGAGCAGGGCGUUCCGGUAAUUCGGCUUUGUUCGACAUGUGGAAAUGUCGGUGGACGAUACGACGGUACAGAGAUCAGAGGUCGUGGAAACACACAUCCGUUACCUUCUGCUGCAACCAUCGAAAUGAGAGAAUGAGAACCGAAUAUGGACAAAGAAGGAGGUGCUAAGACGAAGCCCUCAGCUCUACUGCAGUCAUCCCGGGGAUGGCCGAAGAGACUCUUCAGCAUCACCGGCGGGACUGGUAUGAGCGCAGCUAUAUAUGAGAUACCAUAUGAUGUCUAUUGAAUCUACGAACAUAACAUUGGUUUCAACA
Molecule: messenger RNA, 3525 nt
Organism: Exophiala xenobiotica
Lineage: Eukaryota; Fungi; Ascomycota; Eurotiomycetes; Chaetothyriales; Herpotrichiellaceae
Exons: 1
Coding region: 454-3012 (852 amino acids)
Source: RefSeq, a predicted model, not a curated record